Messenger RNA from Hordeum vulgare subsp. vulgare (domesticated barley), 2314 nucleotides. RefSeq names its product IQ domain-containing protein IQM1-like. NCBI's taxonomy places the organism in Eukaryota, Viridiplantae, Streptophyta, Magnoliopsida, Poales, Poaceae. The coding region runs from base 206 to 1747 and encodes 513 amino acids. The transcript has 10 exons. The record is from RefSeq and is a predicted model, not a curated record.
CACAUCGACAUUCGACGGAUUACCACAUAUAAGAUUUCUCUCCCACCCCUCGACGCCUUCCGCGAUUCCUGUCGCCUCCGGGGAAGACUCCAGUUCUUGGGUUGCUGCGCCGAGACCACAGGUUCAGUUUAUUGGAUUGUACCGUCGCGCGCGGUCUGAAGUUGUUGGCACGGAGAUCUCCAGUCCGAGGACACACAAAACCGACAUGGUGAACAAAAUCCCCUCUCCUCGGGAUGAACGGAACAAGAAACAUCUCUUCUCCAAGGCCACACUGGUGCGCUCUGUGAGCUUCAAACAGUGGCAAGGAGGAGAGAAAUCCACAGGUUCAGUUCAGAAUAAGAGCAAACAGAGCCUGAUAAAUGGCAUCCAAGACCGACGCAACUCUGACGCAUCGAGCCCCAAUGUAUCGUCCAGCCCCAAAUGUGAGCUUGAUGCUGCAGCCGUCAAACUUCAAAAGGUUUACAAGAGUUACCGGACCAGGCGAAACCUCGCCGACUGCGCAGUCGUCGUAGAGGAGCUAUGGUGGAAAGCACUGGACUUUGCAUCACUGAAGCACAGCUCGAUAUCGUUCUUCAACGGCGGAAAGCCCGAAACGGCGGCGUCGCGGUGGGCGAGGGCAAGGACAAGAGCCGCUAAGGUUGGCAAGGGGUUAUCUAAGAAUGGGAAGGCUCAGAAGCUGGCAUUGCAGCACUGGCUCGAAGCUAUUGACCCAAGGCAUCGAUAUGGGCACAAUUUGCAUAUCUAUUAUGAUGUCUGGUCCAGGAGUGAGAGUACGGAGCCCUUUUUCUAUUGGUUAGACAUUGGGGAGGGCAAAGAAAUAAAUCUUGAGAAUUGCCCUAGGACUAAACUUCAGGGGCAGUGCGUCAAGUACCUUGGACCACAAGAGAGGCAACACUAUGAAGUCGCUAUUGAGGGUGGCAAACUUAUCUUCAAACAAACUGGGGUUCUUGUGCAGACUUCGGAUGACUCCAAGUGGAUUUUUGUCCUCAGCACCACAAAGGCAUUCUAUGUUGGCCAGAAGAAGAAAGGAUCGUUUCAGCAUUCCAGUUUCCUAGCUGGUGGAGCCAUAACAUGUGCUGGACGAUUGGUGGUCAAAGAUGGAAUUCUCAAGGCAGUAUGGCCAUACAGUGGCCACUACCUUCCGACGGAAGAGAACUUCAGAGAUUUCAUUCGCUUCCUUCAGGAGAAUGACGUUAGCCUCACCGAUGUCAAGAAAUCUGCCAUCGACAAACAUGACGAGUACCCGUUGCCGAGCAAAUCUGACACUCAGCUUGAACAUGUUGAGCAUAACAAUGACGCUACUGAAGAUCUAGCCGAAGUUGAGAUAGACGGCGUCCUCGCCGUCGAGACAGACCACGGUGACAUGAGCGAUGCUGAGGAAGAUGCUGGCACUCCGGUGGACUCCCACACCACCGACACCGAAGGAGGAGGAGAAGAAGAAGAGGUGCAGCGGCCGCCGGCAAGCGUCGAUCAUGGCAAGAACCAUCAGACGUGCCGGUGGUCGACGGGCACCGGUCCACGCAUCCGGUGCGUGCGCGACUACCCGCAGGACCUCCAGUCCAGGGCCCUCGAGCACGUCAACCUCUCGCCCAGGCUCGCCGGCUCGCCGUCGAGGAAGAGGGACCCGGUGCCCUCGCCGCGCCCCAGCCCGGGGAUGAUACUGUCGCCGAGGCUCGCGUCAGUCGGGUUCCAGCCUCGGACCGUGUCACUCACGCUCCCAGACUUCAAGAGGAGCAGAUUGCAGUAAACAAUCCUGUUUUUGCGUAGCACAUCAGAGACUCGAAAUAACAACCUGUCCAUUUUUACCUCCACGGGGGCAGUGAUUCUUUACAGCUAGGUCAGCACUGAAUCUGAAAAACGCUACGUUAGCCGAUUUCAUUUUCUUUUCAGUGCAUUAGAGUGAGCCAAAGUCGUGUAGGCGUGAGCGCCCCUCCUUCAUUAGAAUUGGGCAAAACUUAUCAUGAUAGACAGUUGAAAAGUCGAUUUUCUUUAUGAAAUCUUAAACAUAUGUUCUGACAUUAAAAUUUAUUUGUGGUUAUAUGCCUCAUCGUUCCAUUAUCCAUCUUGCUCCGGCUACCGCGCCAAAGUAUAACGUGCGCGAGCCGUUUUAACGGACGCACUAAGACUCAGCGCACACGAGGAGCCGGCACUUUGCACUUUGUUCAAUUUUUAUGAAGAUAGAUAUGGAUAUUUCAAACAUAAAUAAAAAGACACAACAUAGUUUAAUUUCACGGCACAUCAACAAUCAUGCCACAUCAUCCAACCAAGUGCAAAAUCAUCCAACCAAGUUCAUCAUGAAAUAAAAAAAAGUUCA